Molecule: messenger RNA, 1950 nt
Organism: Verticillium nonalfalfae
Lineage: Eukaryota; Fungi; Ascomycota; Sordariomycetes; Glomerellales; Plectosphaerellaceae
Exons: 3
Coding region: 1-1950 (649 amino acids)
Molecular function (GO): protein binding
Source: RefSeq, a predicted model, not a curated record
AUGGACAAGCAGCACGAAGAACUUCUUCGGCGGCCCCUCUACGUCUACGACCUGCCCCCCGAAGUCCUCACCACCCUCGCUCUGAAGACAGACGUCGACAACGAGGCCCAGCUUCUCGAGGAACAAAGGGUACAGUCGCAAAAGAGGAAAAAUGACACGGAGGAGAGUCUCGUUGGCUCCCAGGCCUGUUCCCUCUGCGGACUGAGCUUCGCCUCCCUGCUGGACCAGAGGAGCCACCUCAAAUCCGACUGGCACCACUACAACCUCAAACAAAAGCUUCGCGGAAGCCCCGCCGUGUCAGAGGUGGACUUUGAAAAGUUGAUUGGCGACCUUGACGAGAGCUUGUCCGGCUCCGACUCUGAAGACACCGAAGAUGACGACGACAGCGACAAUGCCCGCAAGGAAACAACACUCACAACGCUACUGAAGAAACAAGCCGUCAUUGCCGACAGGAACAACGAUAACAAAGAGGACAAUGACGGCGAGGGAAGCCUGUCAAGAUCGAGACGAAAUCCAGGGAAACCACCGCUGAUAUGGUUCACCUCGUCCGUCCUGCCCAAGAAUCACUUCUUCGGCCUCUACCGGGCCAUCCUGACGGCGGAGGACCUGCGUCUCGAGCCCAAGAUGGUCGACGUCGUCAAGGCCAAGCAGCUCGAGCCCCUCGCCAUGCCCAAGGUCGGCAAGGAUGGCAUUCUUCCCGAAAUCGCCUACAAGGGCCCUCACUUCUUCCUCUGCAUGAUCGGCGGCGGCCACUUCGCCGCCAUGGUCGUCUCUCUCGCGCCUCGGCCGGGUAAAGGCGCGACAGGCCCGCUGAACAGGGAGGCAACGGUGCUCGCCCACAAGACGUUUCACCGGUAUACGACGCGAAGGAAACAAGGUGGCUCGCAGUCGGCAAACGAUAACGCCAAAGGCGCCGCGCAUUCAGCCGGCGCCAGCAUACGACGCUACAACGAGCAGGCACUCAUUGACGAUGUCAGGGCCCUGCUGCAAGACUGGAAGGGUCUCCUGGACACGUCGGAACUGCUCUUCAUCCGCGCGACGGGUUCGACGAAUCGCAGGACCCUAUUCGGGCCGUACGAUGGACAGGUACUACGACACAACGAUGCACGACUACGCGGGUUCCCCUUCAGCACGCGCCGCGCCACGCAGAACGAGCUGAUGCGCUCCUUCAUCGAACUCACACGCCUCAAGGUCCGCGAGAUUGACCCCGAAGCGGAGGCCAAGGCGAGAGCCCUAGCCGAGGCGCCGGCUGUGACGAAACCAUCGACGCCAAAGCCGACGAAGCCCAAGCUCUCAGAAGAAGAAGAGACGGCCUUGUUGCAUACCUCUCAGAUCCAGGCUCUGAUCCGACGCUCCAAGCUCCCCGCCCUGCUAUCCUAUCUCAACACAAACAAGGUCUCGCCAGACUUCUUGUUUCAACCCCCGGAGCAGAACCAUCACGCGCCGACGCCACUCCAUCUUGCCUCGAGCCAGAACUCGGCUCCCGUCGUGCUUGGCCUCAUCGUCCGUGGCGGCGCCGACCCCAGCUGUCGCAACGAACAGGGCAAGACCGCCUUUGAGAUUGCCGGAGAUCGCGCGACGCGAGAUGCCUUUCGCGUUGCCCGUUCAGAGCUCGGCGAGGACAGGUGGGACUGGGACGCUGCGGGUGUGCCGAUCGCCAUGACCAAGGUCGAUGCGGACAAACGCGAGGAACGUGACCGCAAGGAGCGUGAGGGCAAGGAGGCUGAGAGGCGCAAGGCAGAGGAGGAGAGACUGAAGGUCGAAGGCCCGGUUGUCAAGGCUCGGAAGGGCACGCCGCUGGGGCUCGAUAGUCGGGGGCCCAUGAAGUCGGCAGAAGAGAGGCGGCAGGAGGAGGCCAGAGGCCUGACGCCCGAGAUGAGGAUGCGGCUGGACCGCGAACGCAGGGCGCGGGCGGCCGAGGAGAGACUCAAGAGGAUGCAGCAGGGAUGA